AUGGACGGUUCACUGUUUGGCAAGCUCGAAGAGGACAAACCGAAAGGCGAGCCCGAAACCGACGAGCCUAGCACUGAUAAGCCGCAAUUCAAAUCCCAGGUUAUGUCGAACCUCGCGCUCAAAGUCAACAUGAAAAUGGGCGGAGAAAAUCACUGGCUCAAUUCCGAUGUUUGGCAUGAAAUCUUCGGGAGCAAUAGCCAGAAGAAGUCGACGAUAAUACUUGGUGCCGAUGUCACACAUCCUCCGGCCGGCGCGAAACUGGGAGCACCUAGCAUUGCUUGCGUGGCGGGAGGCCAAGAGAAAAUCGAGGAUAUGCGGUCAAUGGUGCGAGAACGUCUGGAGACAUGGAAGAAAGGCCAUAAAGAGGAGCUUCCGACCAACAUGCUUUUCUACCGCGACGGCAUCAGUGAGUCCCAGUUCCCCCAGUGCGACGACUACGAAAUCGGAGAAAUCAGGAAGGCGUACGAGCACACCGGCGGGGAUGAGGAAGACCUAGAGCUCACAUUCCUCGUCUCCUACACCAGCUACAAGAAAGGCCAACAAUUUGUCAACGGCAACCUACGCCCCGGCCUCCUUGUCGAUAGCGUGAUCACACCGCCAAAACCGAAGAACUUCUUCCUCCAAUCGCACAGCGCUAUCCAAGGCACGGCACGCUCCGCCCACUACCAUAUCCUCACGGAUGACAUGCGGCUGGGAGAGCAGCUUCCGCGCCUCACAAUGAUGCUCCGCUAUGCCUUUGGACGAGCGACAACUGGUGUGUCCUAUGCGGCUCCCGCCUAUAUAGCCGACAGGCUCUGCGAACAGGGCCGUGCGUAUCUCCGCCCGUGGAUGAAUGAUCCUGAGAUGGAACCGUGCUGGGAGCCACCCAAGGAUGCCGACGAGAGGCCGUUGGGGAAAGACGAGUUCCUGGACUGGAAGAGGGAAAAGGCGUUGGAAUUGUCGAAGACCCGGGCAGUGUGGGGCCCGAACUACAAGAAUGAGGCGUGGAUGAAGGAGGAGGAGAAGCAGCUCAAUCCGUGGCAUCCAAAUCUUGACAAGGGUAUGUUCUGGAUGUAG
This is a messenger RNA of Trematosphaeria pertusa, 1056 nucleotides long. Its product is annotated as Piwi-domain-containing protein. The transcript is spliced from 4 exons. NCBI's taxonomy places the organism in Eukaryota, Fungi, Ascomycota, Dothideomycetes, Pleosporales, Trematosphaeriaceae. Bases 1 to 1056 code for a protein of 351 amino acids. The record is from RefSeq and is a predicted model, not a curated record. Gene Ontology annotation, molecular function: nucleic acid binding.